Molecule: messenger RNA, 942 nt
Organism: Heteronotia binoei (common prickly gecko)
Lineage: Eukaryota; Metazoa; Chordata; Lepidosauria; Squamata; Gekkonidae
Gene: BARHL1
Product: BarH like homeobox 1
Exons: 5
Coding region: 1-942 (313 amino acids)
Biological process (GO): regulation of transcription by RNA polymerase II
Cellular component (GO): nucleus
Molecular function (GO): RNA polymerase II transcription regulatory region sequence-specific DNA binding; DNA-binding transcription factor activity, RNA polymerase II-specific
Source: RefSeq, a predicted model, not a curated record
AUGAUGUCAUGCACAGUGACAUCACCCCGCCCUCCCAGAAGGCAUCCUCCCACCCCCACCAGCCAGGGCAGGUCGAGGCUUUCCCGGCGAUGCAGGGCCCCGGAAGCUGCGGCUCAGCGGCUUCCCUGCCGCCUCUCUGCUUUAUCCCACCACCCGGUGCCUGAGGAGCGGCUCGCCCCCGACCCCGAACGACCCUUGCCGGGCCCCUUGGGAGCCGGGCCCCUGAAACCUGGGGUCAAGCCGGUCCCACUCUUGGUCGUCCAAGGGAGGCCUCGCCUGCCUCGUAUUCAGAGCUGGAGGCGAAUUCUCUUGCAGGUUAUUGGAGCCCUGGUGAAAGUCGGCUGCGCGCCUGCCUCCAAAGGCGACGACGCGGUCCUGGGAGGGACUCCCUCCGACUGCGGGAACCGACAGGCCCGUAGCUACGUGAAAGAAGAGGGGGACCGCGAGAUCUCCAGCUCCCGGGAGAGCCCGCCGGUGCGGCUGAAGAAGCCCCGCAAGGCCCGCACGGCCUUCACGGACCACCAGCUGGCCCAGCUGGAGCGCAGCUUCGAGCGGCAGAAGUACCUGAGCGUGCAAGACCGCAUGGAGCUGGCCGCCUCCCUCAACCUCACCGACACCCAGGUGAAAACCUGGUACCAGAACCGCAGGACCAAGUGGAAGCGGCAGACGGCGGUGGGCUUGGAGCUGCUGGCCGAAGCGGGCAACUACUCGGCGCUGCAGCGGAUGUUCCCCUCGCCCUACUUCUACCCGCAGAGCCUCGUCUCCAACCUGGACCCCGGCGCCGCCCUCUAUCUCUACCGCGGGCCCAGCGCCCCGCCGCCCGCCCUCCAGCGGCCCCUCGUCCCCCGCAUCCUCAUCCACGGACUGCAGGGCGGCAGCGAGCCUCCCCCGCCCUUGCCCCCACUGGCCGGGGUCCUGCCCCGGGCCGCUCAGCCCCGGUGA